Molecule: messenger RNA, 5273 nt
Organism: Alosa alosa (allis shad)
Lineage: Eukaryota; Metazoa; Chordata; Actinopteri; Clupeiformes; Clupeidae
Product: trichohyalin-like
Exons: 8
Coding region: 1860-3764 (634 amino acids)
Molecular function (GO): GTP binding
Source: RefSeq, a predicted model, not a curated record
CUCUGAUAUCAGCCCAACUGUGGGUUAGAGGUAAGUCUCCUGUUUCUCUGAUAUCAGCCCAACUGUGGGUUAGAGGUGAGUCUCCUGUUUCUCUGAUAUCAGCCCAACUGUGGGUUAGAGGUGAGUCUCCUGUUUCUCUGAUAUCAGCCCAACUGACAAUGCACAACACACUUAAGGGACGUUCACACCAGCAACGAUAACUAACUAUACUGUAACGGUAAAAGAGACCACACUGACCAACGACAAGGAAAGUCUCUCCUUGUGUUGAUGAAUGUGAAGUCUGAAAUGUGUUGGGAUCUGAUUGGCUGUCAGCUUUUUAUCUUUCUCAAAAUCCCUCUGAAAGUGAUCUCCAACAAUAGUUCUUUAUGUCAUUAUCAUUAUAUUGUCACGUGUGGAAGUUGUCAUUCAUAUUAAGUAGAACCAUAGAUUUUUGACAUAUGAAUGCAGAAAUUGCAGGGCCAUUCAUAUUUUGAGAUGUUCACAUAAAGUUUUGAAGACAUAUUGGACUAGCAGAAAUAUGUUGUGCAUGUGUGAAAAACAUUGUGUGCAGACAUAUGAUUUACAUGUUGAAAUAUGUUGUGCAUGAGUGAUAUAAUUUGCAAAUGAAACCCUUCCUACUUUCCUGUGUGACGCUUUCCUGUGCAGCUCUGUAUCUGUUUGAGGUGCUUAUUGCUCUCUCUCCCUGCCAAUCUAGAGUAAAUUUGUGGUAGCGAAGGUGUAUUCAACAUGUAGUUUCAUAUAAAGAUGAUUACUGGCUCAUAAACGUAAUUGUAUAAUGACACAAUGACACAGUACAGUUUUAAAAAUGAAUUAGAAGAGUAUUUGUAGCUUGAGACAACUUUUUACUCAUGUGUGUUUCAAGUAGUGUGUUACUACCCACCCUCAAAAUCUAUGUUUUAAUGUUGAUAUCCUGUAGGCUGUGCAGUGAAAACAGAACAGCUGAAAGGGCUGAUUUUAGGCGGUUAUUCCUCCUGUAAGGGGCUCAGCAACCUGGGUACUGCUCUGCUCUGAUGCUAGAGCGAUAUGGGCUUUGAUAAAUCGGUCGCUGGCUGUGGGCACUGUAGGUCUACUAAUUGUCUGUCUGGCUGGCUAGUCAGUAAGCUAUGUGCUAAUAGUCUCUUCAGAGAGGCUGUGAAACAAGGACCAAAAUGUAUAAUCUUGUACAUGUAUCUUCAGUUUCACAAGCUUGUAACUUCAGCAUUGAACAGGAAAAUAGAGGAAGAAAAAUAUGUUUUAUAUUAUUAUAAUAUUAAAAUGUAUUAUUACACAGCUUUUCAGAGUGCAGCAGAAAGUUCUAUUCACAUGUUAGGGCCUUCCCAACAUUCGGAGGUCUGUUACAACUAUAUAAUGACCGCUGCAAAGUAGAUAAUGACCACUGCAAAGUAGAUAAUGACCGCUGCUGUCACUUGCAAAAGGUUUUGUGCUUUUGAUACACGUCGUUCAUAUCUUUCUGCAAGUAGUCAUUUCGCUUAUUGCAAUGGGGUUUCAUUGUAAGUGAAAUUCAGCAAGUAACACGUUGCUAGCAACACCUGAAACUGUCAAGUUCUAUUUGUGUGGGGAACUAUUUAUUUUGGCAGCGGAAGCCACAAAACAGUAACAAAAUAAUUUUAAAAGAUACAUUGUGUGAAGUUAUUUUUCUUGUUUUUGCGAGUAGCCGUACAAUACGUGGGAUAAUGUAUUUUCCGUAGCGGUCUGGGGUCCUGCAUUGUAGUCCUGUCAGGACUUAUUUUCCGAUAAUGACCGGUGGACAUAAUAGCUGUAUAAAACUUAUUUACAAUAUGUGCACAUUUUAUUUAUGUUUAGAUGCAGAUAUAUGGCAGAUGUAUUAAUGUAACGUGAAAACCAUUCUAAUCUGACUAAUGAUCUUGUCUCUGCUUUUUUUAGAUCGCCGAUUACUUCGGCAAAUAGGCCUGGAAUUUGGUGUACCUGAGAUACAUGCUGAAGAGAGGAGGAAAAUGGAGGAAUCUGUCCAGUCUCUGGUUUCCCCUGCUUUGCAGACUGAGUUCAUGGAGGAAUCCACACAACCAGGGAAGAGGGACAAGGAGGCAAAGGAGAUGCAGAUUAAAGAUGGAGAGAUGAAGAAGCUAGAGGAUGAGAUGGUAAAGACAACACAGGAACUGGAGGGGAUGAAGGAAAAGAUGGAGAAGAUGAAAGAACUAGAAGAGGAGAAGAACAAAGACAUAGAGAAGAAAACAGAACAACUGGAGGAGAAGAUAAAAGAGGGAGAGAAGAUGACCCAGAAACUAGAGGAGGGAAAUAAACUCCUCCAGCAAAAAGAGACAGAACUAAUGGACAUGACUAAACGAGAGAUGGAGAGAGAGGGACUACUGGAGAAGAUGACCAGAGAGGUGGAGACCAAUAAAAGACAACUGGAGUCACUGGAAAUGGAACUGCAGGAAAGGAACAGACAACUACAGGACCUGAGAACCCAACUGCAGGAGAAGGAGAAGGAGCUGGAGGAGAAAAACCAACAGCAGGAGAGUGAAAAACAGCAGGAAGGACUUGACCGACAUCAAGAAGAUCCUAGUCCUCCUCUCAGGAGAAAGAGAAGAAAAAGCAUUAACAGGCCUCCAUCCUUGGCAGAGAACUGUCCUGAUCCAGAACCUCUACAGUCUUCUGCUGGGUCUGAGUUGAGACUGGUGCUGAUCGGGGGGAGUGCAGCUGGGCAGAAGGCAGCAGCAAACACCAUCCUGGGUACACACACAUCCACAGAGACCCAGCACAGUGAGUGCAGAUGGGGGGAGGUGGCUGGGAGAUGGGUGACCUUGGUGGAGACUGCAGACUGGUUCUGCAGUGGACUCUCUGAGAAGGACAUGAGACAGGAUGUGAAGCUUUGUGUUCAACUGUCUGCUCCGGGACCUCAUGCUUUCCUCCUGGUGAUUCCAGAGGAGCUGUCUGAAAGGGCAGCGAGAGAAAUGCUAGAGAAAAUGGAGGAUAUUUUUGGGGAGGGCUGUUGGAGACACACACUGAUCCUCUUCACCAAUACUAAGGGGUUGAGAGAGAGGGGUAUGGAGGAGUUGCUCCAGAAAGGGAGCCGGGAGCUUCAGCAGCUGGUAGAGAAAUGUGGGAACAGGUAUCACCUUCUCAAUGUCAAAGACAGGCCUGAUUACAUAAGCAUUGCACAACUGCUAGAAAAGAUAGAGGAGAUGUCAAGAAACAAAGUGAGAUUCUACAGCAGUGAGAUCUACCAGGAGGCAGAGAGACAUAGAGAGGAGGAGAUGUCAAGAGCUCUGCUUGACAGAAGUGGCAUGGAAUUCCUGAAAAAGAUGGAGGAAGAGAUCAAGCAAAAAGAAAUAUCAAAAUUGCACGAGAAAAUAGAAGAACUAGAGAGGAAGAUGAACGCAGAGAGAGAUGAGCAAAAGAAACGAGAGAUGGAGAGAAAUUUGGAAAGGAUACGAGAGGAGAGAGAUAAAGAGAGGAAAGAGAUGGAAGAGAGACAUAGAGACGAGAUAUGGGAGAUGAGAGAGAACUAUGAGAGCAAGACCAGGGCUGACUCAGAGAGAAACCUCAUAAAGGUCAUCCUGGCUGAACAACAGAGAAAGAUGGAGGCAGAGUUGAAUAGGCAGAAAGAGGAAAAUAAAAGAAAGACAGAGUGGACAGAGAGAAAGGAAAGAGAGACAGAAACACUGAAACAGAAUGUUCAGCGUCUACAGGCCACUUUGGCAGGGGAGAGAGAGAGACAGAGACAGCACCUCAUUCAGUAUCCUCUUCUUGUAGCCGUGGGAAUGGUGAUGUCAUACAGUAUGCAAAGGUUAGGUAGAUGACCAAUUCAUUAGUAUUGCUGGAGGAUAUUUGUGUUUUAAAUGCUCCAUGUGUUUGUCUGUUUAGACUUUUAUUGUUUAUUCUGUAUUAUGUUGUAAAUUAAUUGCAAUCACUUCUCAGUCUGUGUGAAGCUCAAGCCUCUGUGAAAGAGAAAUAUUUGUGAAGAACUAAAUGAAACUGAUUUGAUCCUCUCACACUAAAUAUGUUUAAAGUAAAAUGUCUAUGCAGUAAAAUGUACUGCUGCUCAGUAAAUGCUGUUGGAAUUUAUUGACAGUAGAUCAUGACUUUACUGAGCAGAAAAUGUUUGUAAAAAAACAUCAACAUUCUACACACCACAUACCAGUUCCCUGUACAUGGACUAAACCUAGUCUAGGUCUGAAAAGUUCUCUAUCUUGGAGUAGCCUAGGCUUAAUCCAGGACACUGACCCAACAUGAGAUGAGCUGAAGCUAAACAUCCUGUAAUUUCCUCAUCCGAAUAUUCUAUUAAAACAUUAUAUCUGUGGUCGUGAUCAUGCUGCAUCUGCAGUUUACAUCAACAUAUUAACUAGUUUCCUAUACACUGUCAGUAGUUGCAUUUUGCAUUUAUAUUUUGGUUUAGUAUAAUUGAUCAUGAAAUUCCAUCAUUGACCUCAUCCUAAGACAUGGCUAUCUUUGGUAUGCCAUUGCUGUACAGUGUUAGAAGCCAGAAUGCUGCUUGCCAUUCUGUAAGAGGAAGAGCCACAACAGGAGGAAAGUGACAGACAUCUAAAUCCAGAACUGAUCAAAAUAGCUAAAAUGAGAGCCGAAGUUUUAACUUUUCACCACGUUAUUAGGACCAGGCACUAACAUUUGAGUGAGGAGAGAAUUAGCCUCGGGACACUUGAAGAGACAUGAAGGAUGAUCUCUUCAUCUGAUUUGUAUGUCUGAAGAAACUUACAGGGAGGCUACACCAGGCGCAUUUUAGAAGACUGGUCUAUUUUUUGUAACGGACGCGCCGCUAUCACGUCUGGUGUAGCUACUUUCAUUGAUUAUAGUGGCAGCUAAUUGUUGCAGCAGACGCAACGCCAACAGAAUGCUUCAGUAUCGUGCCUGGUGUAGCUUAGUCCUUAGGGCCCUAUCUGUCUGACUGUGGGCAAUGUGCAGGGCACAAUGCAACUUUCUUUGCUUGUUUGUGGCCUAGGCAGUUAUAAUUAUCCCACCAGGUGCGCACAUUGUCUGAAUAGCAAAUGUAUUUGCACCCAUGGCCGUGUCAGUGAAAAAAUUAGGUGUGGUCAGGCACAUGAUCACAAAUUGCUAUUUUGAUGCCACUCUGAUUGAUGAGUAUAUGUAUUUAUUCUUUCAAUGUAUAACAUUGUAUAUAAACACAUACAAGCUGAAUUUUGAGUGUGCCAAAUGGUGAAGAUAUAUUAAACACAAUGUUAUAUCUAGUUAAUUACAUUGGUAUACUGCAUAUAUCAAUAAUAGGGUUUUAUAUGGUGUAAUCCAAAACUAUGUAUACAUAAUUUCAUCAAUAAAACCUGAAUGUAACAAAA